Messenger RNA from Xiphias gladius (swordfish), 3646 nucleotides. Its product is annotated as butyrophilin subfamily 3 member A2-like. NCBI's taxonomy places the organism in Eukaryota, Metazoa, Chordata, Actinopteri, Istiophoriformes, Xiphiidae. The record is from RefSeq and is a predicted model, not a curated record. Bases 2345 to 3583 code for a protein of 412 amino acids. The transcript has 6 exons.
ACACCCGGAUCAAGAACCAAACCGACGCAAAGUCUCGCGUCUCCAGUUUUAUUGGUUUGGUUGUUUUGUUUUGUUUUGUUUUUUUUUUUUGCUCCGCACUUGAUGUGGUUCAGAUGAAAUGUUUAGCACCUGACACCAGCUGGCAACCUAUGGGGGAAAAAGCUGAGGCGCGGCCUUUAAACCGCAACAGGAAACCCACGACGACAAACGUAAGAAGUCCCGAGGAGGGGAUUUCCAGAACCGAGCGGACCCGGCGCCGAUGUGGAUCCUCACACACGGUUGAAAUUUAGAAAUGUAGGAGUAAAAAAAAAAAAAAAAUCUGAGAGGGAGAACUUUUUAUGGCCUGAAAUAAUCCAGAGCCACCAGAUCUGGAUUAUCUCAGUGAGAGGGCCGGAUGUCACGAGACUUUCUCGCAGCACUCAACAGCUGUGUGACGCAUACGACCCGGAAACGCGCGGGGAAAACUCUCAGUUUCUUUUCCCACUGACCUCGAAGGCACCACAUGCAGAGCCGUGAAGGAAGCGGAGCGUCGUCGUCGGGCCGAGCGGAGCUCGGUGUCCCCUGAAACCUUCACCCUCCUCUCCCUCUCUGUGCCCGUCCGUCUUUUCUUGAAGCGGGGGAAACCGAACUUCUGUGCUGCGGGGAUGGAUCCUCGCUUAGUCCUGCUGCUCACUCUGCUGCCUUGCUCCGCAGGUAUGUGUGCGUCUAUACACUCGUCUAGAUCGUUUUUUAACAGGGGCCAGAAAUGAGCUGCAUGUGAGGGCAUUAGUAGAAGAAGAGUGGUAGAAGUGGUCCCUCGUCCUUUACAUCGCGGUUCAGACGGAGCUUCAUCUCAGCACCUUUUUUUUUCUGACAGAGUUUGGUGUUUUCUUAAUACUUCUACCGACUUUGGAGGAAGGGGAGGAAAAUCCCUUUUGAGGAUCACACUCUGUAUAUUAUUAAAACCCGUGACCUGGAUCAGGUGUACGACGUGUGGGCUAACGUGGAUUGACCCGGGAAGGCGGCCUUCGUUUGGCUUGUAUGUUCGUUGUUAAUACUUGUUUUUGUGGGGGGGUCCGUCUAGGCAUUUGUCCCGGGACAGGGUGUGGUGGCCGUUCGAAUGUGUGUCAGUACCGUGGUCCACCUGUGUUGUGGACCGUCUUACAAACCUUGUGCAAUGACCAGGCAUCAAGGAUUUCAUCAGUUCAGCAUCGCGACUCUUGCUGCGGACUCGAGUCGGGCCUAAAGACACAGUGAGGUCUCAGACCCUGGCGCGGUCUUGACCUCUGCGAACCUUGACGGAUCGGGGCCACGACUCACCGAAGACCUGAAAACGGUCUUCGGUGAAAACGGAGACGCGUGGGAACGGAGCGCCGAGCCGGCGAAAAGGCCGAUCGGCGCAUCCGGGCCGUGGAACGCCUGUUCGGACUAUGAGACGCUGGGGCAGAGGCGUGUCGGUGAGGUCGGGAGAUAGUGACUGAUAUAAAAAAAGCACAAGCAGGAGAAACGCUCGACGUUAUUGACCCCAUUUUAUCCACCGACGUGCAUCAUGAUGCCAUCGGUCCGGCGGAAUUCCACCAGAGAAACCGUGAUUCUGUCCAUCUGGACGUAUCAGAUGAAACAAAGUUCACAGUGGAACUUUUUACGAGUUCUUUACAACCUGCUUGGCCUUCGAACGAGGAGGAACUGCAGGCUCUCUGCCAAGUGUUGCACAAGUUUAGGGGUUUUUUUUUUGUUUUUUGUUUUUGCGGCGGGGGUUUCCAGUUGGAUGAGAUUCCGCUGACAUUCCUCACGAGCAUGUUUUCCCCCUGUUUCCAGGGACGGAGGGUGGCGGUCGGAGCGGCAUCGACCCCCGUCGCUCGACCGCUUCCCGCGCCGCCUUUAAAUCCCUUUCAUGGCGCCGAGCCGCAGACCGGUCCGCACACAAAGAGUUAAAUUCCAGUCCAGUGCGGGGGGGGGAAGCGAAACCGCGUCAUGUGGCGGAACCCCUGGAUGUUUAGUGAGGAGUUCCUGUUUGCUUGGCGUUUAGAGAGACACUCGAGUGGGUGGAUCUGAAUGAUCUUCUGAAUAAAGUGGAGGCUGCACAAGGUGAAACACGCACAGAGAGAGAGGGGAGUUUGAAAUGUUUUCGUAAAUAUUAAGCGAAACACACGACGGGAUAUUAAAAGGUCAAUCCUCGGUGCAAGGUCUGCCGGAGAGGGUUCGCGGUCCAGACAAUGUCCUCGCCUUCGCGGGCGGAGACGUCACUCUGCCCUGUAGUUUCGACAUCACCGCCAGUCGUUACUUUCCAACGGUGGAGUGGUCCAAGGAGGACCUGCAGCCAGAUGUGAUCUUCCUGUACCGGGACGGCUGUGAGACCCACGAGAUGAAGAAUCCGGACUUCGAGUACAGGACGAGCUUCGUCACGAAAAAACUGAAGAACGGAGACAUCUCGUUAAGGAUCUCCAACGUGCGGCUGUCUGAUGCCGGGCGGUACAAGUGCACGAGGCUGAUGAAAAAUUACCGAGAAACUUCAGCAGUGACGCUUGUUGUGGGUGCAGUUUCUGAGCCAAAACUCUCGGUGGUUUCGGCCGAGAGUGGGGGCGUGACUCUGCAGUGUGAGGCGAGCUGCUGGCUUCCAGAGCCGGAGAUCAAGCUACUGGAUGAUCGGGGAAACGAAAUCCCCGGCGAAGACCCGAAAAGAGACCAAGAUGCCCGUGGAUGUUACACCGUGAGACGAAGAGUGACUCUCCGAACUGCCACCAGCAGGGUCACCUGCAGAGUUCACCAGGUGGACUUCAACCAGUCCAGGGAAACAGACAUCCUCAUACCAGCUGACUGCAUGAGGUCCUCUUUUCGGCUGAUCCUUGGCAUCUCUGUUGGAGGGGUCAUUUUAUUUGCAUGUGCAUUUGCAUUUGCCGUCUACUUGUGGAAGAGAUGUGGCAAAUCAGCAGAGGCACAGAAGCAGCCAGUGACCAGGCAGCCGUCGGAUGAAAGUACAGUCAGUGGCACCUGUGAAAAUCAGCUGCUCCUGCAGCACAGAGAGACGAGCAGCACCGUAGAGCAGCUGACCAAAAAGGUGGCUGACCUCAGGGCAGAGCUUCGGGACAAAGACGAGACCAUCCGCCAACUACAAAACAGCCCCAGAUCUCAGCCAAGCCAGCACAACCAGCCGGCAAUUGACUGCAGUCCUUCCAGAUCCCCGCUGGAAGCCUCAAAACCCUUCAGCCCCCAGAGCAGCAUCUUAACCAGCGAUCGCAAUUCAACGCCAGCAGUCUCCAGCAACAGCGACCUUGCUAGAUCUGCCAACCUACCCCAGAACAAGCCUCCAAAACCUGGCAUUCAAGGGCAGAACAGUAAUCCGGGGCCUUCCCGCCCGAUCCAAAAACACCAUCUUAAUAACAGCAGCCUGGCUGUUUUCUCUGACAAUGACUGGGUGUUGUACAGUUCUUCUUCAGAGAAAAAACAAGGCCAUAUUGGUCGUUCUAGGAGCGUGUCUCAUGCUCUGCGUAAUCCACAGAAUGCCAAGUGUCAGCGUAGAUAUUCGCUAGGGUCACAGCUAUCUAAUAACCGCUACGUUGUCCUGGCAGAUUUGAAUGAAGAGUCUGAACAGUUGGUGUCAUGAGAAAAGAACACGAAGCAGUGACCAUUUCAGUUCUGGAUAUCCUGAAGCCCUGGCAAAUAAAAA